Molecule: messenger RNA, 10234 nt
Organism: Maniola jurtina (meadow brown)
Lineage: Eukaryota; Metazoa; Arthropoda; Insecta; Lepidoptera; Nymphalidae
Gene: msps
Product: protein mini spindles
Exons: 37
Coding region: 192-6263 (2023 amino acids)
Biological process (GO): microtubule polymerization; establishment or maintenance of microtubule cytoskeleton polarity; mitotic spindle organization
Cellular component (GO): spindle pole; centrosome; kinetochore
Molecular function (GO): microtubule plus end polymerase activity; microtubule plus-end binding
Source: RefSeq, a predicted model, not a curated record
UACUCCAUUUCAUAUUUCAUUCGCAAAAUUAAAAAACGACGUCGAAAAAGAAGUCCUUUUUGUCGGUUUUACUAAAAGUUCUCGUUAGAUAAUGUGAAAUAUUUACGAUUCAUGUGGUUUAAUUUCAAUUUCACUGGUUUAAUUAUCCUGACGCAUUAAGAACAUCUGUGUAACGUCACGAGUACUCCACCAUGGAGGAUGAAAAUGAAUAUAAGAAGUUACCCACAGAUGAGAAAUGUGUUCACAAACUAUGGAAAGCCAGAGUUGCAGGAUACGAAGAAGCUAUAAAACUGUUCAACCAGAUCGACGACGAGAAGUCCCCAGAGUGGAAUAAAUACCUGGGUCUUAUAAAGAAAUUUGUAACAGACAGCAAUGCAGUUGCCCAAGAAAGAGGUUUGGAAGCGGCGCUCGUUUUCGUGGAGAACUGCGGACAUGCAGGAAAGACGACGGGCGAGGUUAUGUCUGGCAUUGUUGCCAAGUGCAUCGCUGCGCCGAAAACUAAGACAAAAGAUCUCGCCUUGCAGAUCACGCUAAUGUACAUUGAGAUUGAAAAACACGAAGUAGUAGAAGAAGAGCUCCUAAAGGGCAUGGAACAGAAGAACCCCAAAGUUGUAGCUGCCUGUGUUUCAGCCCUAAACUCUGCGCUCAAGCAGUUUGGCAAUAAAGUGAUAGCAAUUAAACCAAUGGUUAAGAAGAUACCCAUAUUGUUGGCAGACAGGGAUAAAGGUGUGCGGGACGAAAUGAAGGCACUUGUUGUUGAAAUGCACAGAUGGAUUGGAGUAGCAGUGGAGCCUCACAUAGCAUCCCUUCAAGCAGUGGUGCAACAAGAGUUAAGGGAAGCUUUCAGUGGUUCCGGAGGGGCUACACCCACCAGAUACCUGCGCUCGCAGCAAAGCAGAGUGCGGGACACACCACCUUCAGAUGCUGUUGAUGGUGGUGCAGAUGAUGACGAUGCAGAAGCGGGCGGCGGGGACUCCCCUGACAUGGACCCGUUCGAGCUUUUAGACCCAGUGGAAAUCCUCUCCAAACUACCCAAGGAUUUCUAUGACAAACUGGAAAAUAAGAAGUGGCAGGAGCGGAAAGAGGCGUUAGAUGCACUCGAGCAUUUAUUGAAGCAUGCACCUAAGUUGGAGCCAGGGGAUUAUGCUGACUUGGUCCGAGCUUUGAAAAAGGUGAUAUCAAAAGAUUCAAAUGUGAUGGUAGUGGCUCUGGGAGGAAGACUGCUAGGGAUGGUGGCGAGUGGUCUUCGAAAUAAAUUCCAGCCCUACGCAGUUGCCUGUGUCCAGGCUAUACUGGAGAAGUUCAAGGAAAAGAAGACCAAUGUUGUCACUGCACUGCGAGAAGCCAUUGAUGCUAUUUACCCUUGUACAAAUCUAGAAGCAAUAAUGGAGGACAUGCUAGCGGCGUUCGACAACAAGAACCCGUCUAUAAAGGCGGAGAGUUCCUUGUUCCUCGCGCGGGCAUUAUGUCACACACAGCCCGCAGCGUUUAACAAGAAACUGGUCAAGGCUUAUGUGGCCGGGCUGCUGAAACUGCUUGAAAGUGCAGAUCCAGCUGUAAGAGACGCAGCGGCGGAGGCCCUGGGUACUGCAACCAAGUUGGUCGGAGAAAAGAACAUCGCACCACAUAUAGGAAAAUUGGACAACUUGAAAGAGCAGAAGAUCAAAGAGUUUGCUGACAAGGCUGAGAUCAAAGUGAAAGUAUCAGCUCCGAAGAAGGAAGCCAAACCAAAGUCGGCAACAACCGCGACGGGUAAAGGAGACGGCAAAUCUGCUGCCGGCUCGUCACAACCUAAACCUGUGAAAAGGCCAGCUACUGCUGCAAAGAAAUCGGCAGCUGGUGGUAAGAAAGCUUCAGCGAGAGCUCAACCCAGCCCACCUAGAGAACAAGAGUUAUCACAAGAGGAAAUAGAUGCUAAGGCUGAGCAGUUGUUCCCAGAGGAUGUUGUCAAUGGUCUUGGCGAUGGCAAUUGGAAGAGCCGUUUGGUCGCAGUCCAGUCCUUCCACUCCACAGUCCAAGGCCUCACAACGGCAGACACGUCGGCGCAAAUCUUAUAUCGCGUGCUGAACAAGAAACCAGGCCUCAAAGACACCAAUGUGCAAGUCCUGAAGGCCAGACUUGAGGCCUGCAAAUAUAUUACAGAGAACUUCCCAGUUUCCACAACAGCAGCAGAUUUCGUCCUUCAAGACGUGGUAACAAAGUUGGCGGAAACCUCCUGCGCCACAGUCUCGUCCGACUGCCUCACAUCCCUCGCGGAGGGCUGCGGGCUGGAACAUGUGCUGAACGAAGGACUGACAUUUGCCAUGGACUCGCAGAAGAACCCCAAAGUACAAGCUGAGAUGUUCAACUGGAUGGCAAGCGCUAUCAAGGAGUUUGGAUUUACAAUGAACGUCAAGACAAUAGUAAUACACGCGAAAAAAGCGCUCGCGGCAACGAAUCCUAACGUUCGAACCUCGACAAUUAACUUUCUGGGCAUACUUUCUCUGUAUGUGGGACCUUCCUUACUGAACCACUUCGACAGCGAAAAGGCGGCAACGAAACAAUUGAUUAGCUUCGAAAUGGACAAGUAUGCUAAUAGCUCGCCGCCGACGCCUACGCGACAAUUGGGGACAGUUAGCAAGUCUGCCAGCAAAGGCUCGAUGGGCGACGAGAUCGAAGAGCCAUAUGAUGAGCCGAUGGACGACGAACCAGCGGUAGUAGAGGACAAUAGACCGCGGACAGACAUAGCACCGCUUAUCACUGAUUCAUUGGUCGCUGAGAUCAAUGAUAAGAACUGGAAGGUCCGUAACGAAGCUCUAGACAAAGUAAAGGCUUUAAUCCAAAAUUCAGCACCAAUAAAGGCGUCAUUGGGGGAACUACCCGCGGCACUAAAUGCCCGGCUUUUUGACUCCAACUCCAAGUUGGCGCAGAGUGCGCUACAGAUUUGCGAGUUGCUUGCAUCUGCUCUGGGGCCCAAGUGCAAACAGCAUGUUAGGACUUUCUUCCCGCCAUUUUUCCAAGCGUUCGGUGACAGCAAGCAAUGGAUUCGCGUGGCAGCAGUGUCUUGUGUGGAAGCAUGGUGCAACCAAGUCGGUCCGCAGGCCGCCUUUGAAGGGGAAAUGGUGUAUGACGCCCUUAAAUCCGGCUCUCCAGUACUGAGAGCCUCACUGUUCCAGUGGGUAGCUGAUAAACUACUGAUAAUACCACUAAAGGCGUUCCCGCGCGAAGAGUUAUCAGUUUGCGUGCCGAUACUGUUCGCGUGCCUUGAAGACAGGGCAGCCGACGUGCGCAAGGCGUCCGCAGACUGCGUGCUGCCCUUCAUGCUGCACCUCGGGUACGACGCGAUGCACAAACAGGUGGACAAACUGAAGCCUGGCUCCAAAUCCGUGGUGCAAGCGGCGUUAGACAAGGCCCGUCCCAAUCUACCAGUGCAGCCUUUACCAUCGAAGGCUAAGAAGGACGAGCCUAAAGGAGUCAAGUCGGCCGGCGCGCUAAAAAAAGAAGCUGAGAAGAAGGGAGGACCAUCAGCUAAAGCGAAGGUUGUAAAACCAACGUCCGCCUCAAGUCGCGGCAAGAAAGAGGACGAGGAUUGUACGCCGUUAUUACCAAACAACAACGCCAAAAAUCAACGUAUAGUUGACGAUCAGAAAUUGAAAGUUCUCAAAUGGAAUUUCACUACUCCUCGUGAAGAAUUCUUCGAACUACUGAAAGAGCAGAUGAAUAGUGCCGGUCUUAACAAGCAACUUGUGGCCAACAUGUUCCAUAGUGAUUUCAGGUACCAUUUAAAAGCCAUAGAAGCACUAUCAGAAGACCUCCACGAGAAUGGAACAGCUCUAAUGGCAAACUUGGACCUGGUCCUCAAAUGGCUAACCCUGAGGUUCUUCGACACAAAUCCAUCAGUAAUUCUCAAAGGGUUGGAGUAUCUCACAAUAGUGUUUCAAUACCUGAGUGACAGUGACUACACUAUGGCAGAGUACGAAGCCAAUUGCUUCAUACCGUAUCUAGUUUUGAAGGUGGGAGACCCUAAAGAUACGGUACGGAAUGGCGUGAAAGCUCUUUUCAAACAAAUAUGCAUUGUCUAUUCAGUUACCAAGCUGUUUGGAUAUCUGAUGGAAGGAUUGAAAUCGAAGAAUGCAAGACAAAGGGCUGAGUGCCUUGAAUGCAUCAACCACCUACUCGAGACGUAUGGCUCAGCGGUGAUGUCGGGUGGUGUAGGGGCAUCUUUACGCGAAUUGGCUCGUCACAUUGGGGACAGAGACAACGCAGUGCGCUCUGCCGCGCUCAAUUGCGUCACAAGCGCUUACUUCCUUGAUGGAGAGAAGAUUUACAAGAUGAUUGGACAGAUAUCAGACAAGGAUCUCUCUCUACUGGAAGAGCGCAUCAAACGGGCGAGCAAAAGUCGGAGUGCGGACGAUCGACGCUCCAUGCUAGUGCCGCUUUCGGCGUCCGGACGACCCAUAUUGCAAGCACCUGAGGUAGAAGUGAAUGAGCGCGUUAUGCCAGCGGAGCAGGUGCCGCCCGAUGACUAUGAAGAGGAAGAAAUGGAGGAACAACCACCUCCGCCGGCUCAGGCUUUAAUACCAGAGCCAAAAGUGAUAAGUGGCCCCUUCGGACUGGAUCCGGAUUUGAUCGCAAAAUUAGACGCAGAGGUGCCCGUGCGUCGUCCACUCGACAUGCCGGAGCAUGAUCUCAAGUUCUUGGACGAACCCGUUCCAGCCACCACUGUGAGGGCUGUCACCGCCCCUGUGAGAUCUACGAGCAUGGUAACGAUGUCGCCUCCUCGACUCGGGGCGCCACUGCCGUCCAUGCCGCCUUCUGCGCACAAGGUGACUGUCGACGAUGCGCAGUUGGCUGAUACAAUCCACUCCAUCUCCAGUCCUGAUCUUAACGCUGCAAUCCGUGCAUUGUCUCUCAUCUCUGGAGCCCUAGCAUCAGGCCGGGGCGCCGCUCUGGCCGCUCAUGAGACGCGAUUAGUUUCCGCUAUAGCGGCACAACUAAGACGUCUACGUACUGCCCCGCCCAGUGCUGCCUCGGCCCAACAGACUUUACCUGCUUAUAGGUACAUUGGAAACGCUUUGACUAAUUUCUACGACACAGCGGGCUGUGGUCGGCAAGUGGGAGAAAUUGCGCUCCGCUCGCUUUUGAGCGAACUGUUGUUGGUACUGGUGGCAACUCCCGCGGCCAGCGGCGCGGCUGUACGCGACGCGGACAGGCUCGUGCGGUUGCUGAAUAACGUGUGCGUGUGCGUGUUGGAGCAUUCGCCGCGUACUGCUGUCCUAUGUGUAAUAGUUUCACUCCUCCACGACUCAAUAGUGGAAUCCGACCCGGCCUACCCGCGCUACCAGGAUCUACUUCUCAAAUGCUUCUGGAAAACUCUCAAGAUGAUCUCGUCAUGGGAAGUGAACUCCAUAGACUACGAUGCGGUUCUCUACAAGAUACAUCUGUUUUAUAAGGCCUACCCAAAUAGCUACUGGAAGAAGAAUCCGGAAAUGAGUGAUACUCCAUACAGAACAGUCAAGACUCUAGUCCACACGCUAGUCAAAAUGAAGGGCGCAUCCAUAAUGAAUCACUUGACGCAAGUACCGGACGUCAACGAAUCUGAUCUCUUCCCAUAUUUGCAUAAAGUUUUAAAGCAAUUAAAACUGGACGAACGGAAGGACAUCUCGUCAGACGCAGUCAACGGUGGUCUGCCGAGCGCAGUGAGCACAGUCAAUACAGCUCUGAACGCAGGGAGGUUACCCCGGGGCGUUCACGAGGAGUUAGCGCUCAUACUCAAGAGGAUCGGCUCCAAAGAACACAACAGAGACGCGCUGUCGCAGUUGUAUGACUUGCGAGAGCGUCAUCCAGAGGUAGACAUAUGGACGUUCAUGCAAGGGUCGUCGUUUUACUUCCGUAAUUACGUGGAGAGAGGGUUGAAGGAAGUGGCCGAACAGCGCAAGCUCGCGUCCGUGCCGAUGUACAAGAGCGAUUACAAGACGGAGAAUAUUGAUAUAAGCAAUGAAAAUGAUGAAAAAUCACACGUGAUAUUCCUUGAAAGGCUAAGAGCAUUACAAGCUAAAGCGGGCAUCAAAACAGAGUCAAAUCCAUCUUCGCAGCCACGCACCCCAGUCAGCGAUAAUCGAGGGCUGACAGACUCCAUCAACGACAAUACCCUCCCGCGCGCGCACAGUAUCGACCCACAACUCGAGCUCCACACAACGCAAUCAGUGUCAAUAAGGAAAGAAGCGGGUGUCGACGCGCUACGUCUCAAGUUGCAGCAAAUCAAGAGCUCCUCCAAGAGAUAGGCCAUCCCUUUCGCCCCCUCGGAAAGCAGCUCAUGCGCUCUCAUUCACUCAUUAUGACAUGUGCGGGAUACACGAUUAUCGACCUUAGUUCCAUCGUAUUAGAGUCGUGUACCGCACGUACAUUGAAACCCCCUUGUGAUAUAACCUUAUAGACAUGUCCCUAAGGAUAGACGCGUAUUUUCGAAUUAAUAAGAAAAUUAUUCUUCGUUCACAUGGACAAGGCAUUUCUUUCGCUCGUGUGAACGAGGGCUAAAUCUUUAAACUCAGCUUUCUCUAUCAUACUUAGAAAUAUCAGUACAAGCUAAGCUGUCAAAAAAUAACAUUUAUUGUGUGCUGAAAUACAUAUUAACAUUUACAGUAUGUAAAAAACCUAUAUUAAUUUCGACCAUUGUCACACAAUUUAUGAAAUUAAAAUGACAUACCCGCCUAUUCUUAAUUCUUAAUCUCAUUUCAACGCUUUUCAAAAAUCAUUUUAGUUCCUAGAAUUUAUUUAAUAACUUACUAGUAAGAGUAGUGCUAGGAUCUUAUUUUUUCGUUGCGUUCUGUUGCAACUUACUCAAUUAUUAAGGUGGAAACAUACUUGUAAUAUGACACGUGAAGUGAGUUUGACAGUUGGUCAAAUCAUUUUUUACUAACUGUGACUCAACAUUGGUUGUACGUUUCUUGUGCAACGGUCAUUGAAAAAAUUGAAACUUAAAAUCAUUUAUUUUGUGUGCAGCUUAUUUUUAUAUGUGCAUAUGACUGGUCAAAACACCACUUAUUCCUAAAGCAAUCUGUCAAGAAAAUGUCAGUAUUUUUUUGAAUUUGACUCCUUUACCACAGAACAACAAGAAAACGUUAACGCGGUCCGAACGUUAACCUUACGUGACUACAUCCAAUCUACACAUUUUUGCUCGACGCUUCUAAACGAACCACUAAGGCGUAGAAUAUUCGACAGCUAGUGUGACGAUUGCAAUCACCUCUGAUUGGCUCUCAGUCUCAUUAUUGGUAGGUAACUAUAUCAUAAAAUCUGUCAAUUACAACACUAGCGAUUAUUUUUAAUAUGAUAAUAACUUUCGUGUCAAUCCCUGGGUGGCGUGUUAUGAGUAUGUUUCCAGCCUUAUUCGCAACUAAAAAUCGUCCAUUGCUUCGCACAUUUUUAACAUGACAAUAGAUUGUAAACGGUAUCUUUAAGCAGGGUAAACGUGUGAAAUUGUUUCAGUGACUUGAAAACGGCUGUAAGAGGUAUAAUAUGUAUGAACAAUCUGAUAGUUCUUGCCUGAUGUGUAUGGUUUAUGGAAAGAAAGAAAAUUAUUGCCUAAUAAAUUUAUUUAUGCGCGCAUGUCUGAAUUAUAAUGACAAGUAGAAUGAGUAUGUGUAUUAGUUUGGACACAGAUUGAAUUUGGUCAUAAUUUUGGUACAACUAGCUCUGUUAGUUUGGUCACACAUGAUUGUGUAUUGUUAGUUUGGUCACAUAAUGGUGCCAAUGGGUACAAAUCUCUAAAACUAAAUGGAUAGAUGUUAAAGUAUGGCUAUCUUUCUCACAAUGUUCACGAGGGAAAAAGACAGCUGUAGUUUAUGGUCUGUCAAUUUAUAGGUUUUGUAUGUGAAAUAUUCAGUCGUGCGUGCACGCAUAAAUGGAUGAAUAUUUCUUUAAAUUUCGAAGUGUUGUGUGUGUACGUGUACGUAUAACACUUGAUAAUAAAAAAAAUAGAUAGCACGUGUGGCGAUUUAGUAUUUUUGUUCCAAAAAAAAAUUCAAAGUAUUUUUAUUUAGUAAAAAUUAUACAAGUGCUUUUGAAUCGUCAUGUGCAUCUACCACUGAUUCCCUUCCCAUAUUGGAUUAUUUUUAGAGUAUUGCCCUAUUAGUUUUAGAGUAACUUAAUUCAUUUGAGAGUGUACUUAGGAGAGAACAGAGUAGGUACAACCACAGGGAACUCAAAUAAGAGGGAACUUAUAAUAAAACUUCGAGGCUUUGACGGCAUUUGACUUUGGCUAGGUAGCCUAUGAAUCGCCGAUUUUGCUUUGAUUUCACGUCACCCAUAGCAAUGGUCUGUAGAGAUAGAUAGAAAAAUUCAUUGCACAUAAAACAAGAAAAAACCAAGACAAAACAAGAAACUUUAAACUAAAAAUAUUUGUAUGCAAAGGCGGCCUUAUUGCUUAAAGCAAUCUCCACCAGGCAACCUUUGGUAGAGGUAAGGACUAGUAAGGAGCAUGAUCUCCAUGUGUAAAAAGUGUCCGUUAAAAUGUGCUAAAUAAGGGUGGCGCUACAGUAGCCAAAGUUCAAAGAGCCGUAAAUUUAAAAUAAAGAAAUAAUCUAAUUUAAGAUAAAAUAGGAAAAGAACCAGCGGUCUGAACUGUAUAUACGUUGGUAUGCCAGUCAGUUAGUUUAUGCUUUAUAGAAGAUAAUAAUAGUAGUUACCAGAACUUACUAGGUGUAUAUUUUUUUAUCAAUUUUUAAUCUAUAAUUCUAAUAUUGGUUUAAUUGUUAUAAAGUAUGUAUCAGAAAGAAUAUCUCUAAAGAUGAUGGCAUAUUGCGUCCCACAAUUUUAACUUCUAAUCAGUUCAAUGCUUCGGCAAAUUUUCAGUACUGUCGCUUCUUACGGUUCGUUCUGUGAUAUGUGAUUAUAAUUAAUGAUUAAUAAUUAUAUAUGAUCUACAGUACUGUUCUCUCCUAAGUCGUUAUAUAAUAUUCAUUUUUAUCCCUGUGUUGCCAGUAUGAAAAUACUUCUCAUUUUUCGGUAGAUAAAGGGCCGAAUUUCCUGUAACACUGAUAACGCUGACAUUUCACAUGGUACGACCGAUGUACGCGACCGACAUCAGCAUUGGAGUAAAUCAGGCCUAAAACUUUUAAACUCUCAGCCAGUGAUCAAAUAACGUAUAACGAAAUAAAAAAUAACUAAUAUUUUAAUACGCUGUGUAUCUCUUAGCAAAUAACAGCCGAUAGUCGAUAGAUAGUCGAUAAAAUACGAAAAUAAUAAUAAAAUUAAUGUUGUAAUUAAUAAUUGCAGCCUGUAUUAUAGUGCACAGAUUAGAGAAAAAUGAUGGAUAGGGUCCGUGCAAACAAACUUGUUUAUAAAAGUGAAGCCUGAAUGAGGAAUUACAGAAAUCAUGGACACGAGGUCGCAUCACUGAAACAUCAGGUCCAGGCACCAAAUCAGGAUUUAAUGCCACUUGACGUAUUUAUUUGACAGCAGUGUCAAAAUAUAAGAACUCUUAUUGGCUGGUAGUCUCACCUAAGUGGCGCCAAAUAAUGAUUUUAUUAUAAACCCUCAUUGAGCAAACUUUUAGGUUAGGAUUUGUGCCAUCACGGUUCUAGUAGUUGUAUAAAAAUGAAAGCAGUAACGCAACAAAUAUCCUCAAGUAAUUGGGUCACUCUGUUUCAUUUCCUGUCUAUCUUUUUCUUUAGUCUGAGUCAUAGUAGUGGAAUCGUAUUGCUUUAUUUAUAUUUGAACUCAAUGUAGUCUUCAUUGUACUUGAAAACUACGAUUGAUUUAAUUACCAUUUCUGUUGUAAUGAUUAUUAUCAUAUUUUAGUGUGUUAGAUUGUGUUUGAAUAUGACUGAAUAUUGCAAUUGCGUACAUAAUUCCUAAAAAAACUCUUUAAUAAACACAAAUCUCUUUACUCAAUUUUAUACAUCUAAAUGUCGUGCUAUAUUAUAGCUCGUUCACACAGGCUGCGUAAGCGUUGCGUAAGCGUAGACGUAUCGCGUAGCAUUGCGUUGUAAUAUAUGGAACUGUAUGAAACAUGGCACACCGCUUGUAUAAAGCGUGGACGUAUGCAUAACCCGGUGUAAGGGGUUUACGCGCGUCACUACGCACGUAUCACGUGUACGCAAUUGGUGUGAAUCGGCCUUUAAGGUACUGGCUGAAAAUCAGCGCUCUGGUAUAUUAAGGCAUAUAGCAUUAUGCUGAGCUGCAACGUUUAAGCAAAGUCAAAGUGUAAGCAAAGUCAAAUCUCAGGCUUAGACAACAUGUGAUGUGUGGCACAGUU